Molecule: messenger RNA, 1131 nt
Organism: Rotaria sp. Silwood2
Lineage: Eukaryota; Metazoa; Rotifera; Eurotatoria; Philodinida; Philodinidae
Source: the annotation of a GenBank genome assembly
AUGUCGUCUCGUGUUGAAACAUAUCUUAAUGAACGUAAAUCAGUCGGUGGUUCAUUAGCUAAUGAAUGGCUUGAAUUUGAUUCUCUCUAUCAAAGUCGUUUAUGGCAUGAAUUAACAUUACGUAUUACAUCAUUUGUUCAUCGUGAGGAAUUACAACAAGGUGAUCAAUUAAUAAAAUUUUAUGAAAAUUUUCUAUCUGAUUUCGAACAUCGUAUUAAUCAAUUAGCUUUAGUUGAAAUAAUUAUACCUAUAACACGUACAUUUAAACAAGUUGAUCAAGCUAUACAAUUUAUUCAACAAAUACGUGAAAAAGUUAAAGCAAAUUCUUUAGCUGUUUUAUUGUGUGAUAUAACAAUUGGAAAAGCAUAUUUAGUAACAAAAAAUUUAUUAGAAGCAAAGAAAAUUAUUGAAGAUUUAGCACCAAAAUUUGAUGAACUUGAUCAUUUAACAACAGUUCAUUCAAGAUUUUAUGAUUUAGCAUCAAAUUAUUAUCGUGUUAUGGGUAAUCAUAGUGAAUAUUAUCAAAAUGCACUUAAAUAUCUCGGCUGUAUUGAUAAUUCAUCAAUUCCAAUAAAAGAAAAAGCUGAACGUGCAUUUAAUCUUGGUUUAGCUGCAUUAUUAGCUGAAAAUGUUUAUAAUUUUGGUGAAAUUCUUCAACACCCUGUACUUGAUGCACUUAAAGAUACACGUGAACAAUGGUUAAUUGAUUUAUUACAAGCAUUCAAUAUAGGUGAUGUCGAAAAAUAUGAAGCAUUAAAACCAGUUUGGCAAGUUCAACCAGAUUUACGUAUGGCUGAAACAAUAUUAAACAAAAAAAUCACAUUACUUUGUCUUAUGGAUAUGAUAUUUGCUGCGGGUGGUACACGUGCAUUAAGUUUUAAUGAUGUUGCUACAAGAACCAAAUUACCUCUUGAUCAAAUUGAAUUAUUAGCAAUGCAUGCUUUAUCAUUAGGUUUAGUUCGUGGAAGUAUUGAUCAAGUUGAUGAAAAAUUGAAUAUGCAUUGGGUUAAACCACGUGUUUUAGAUUUACGACAAGUUGCAACAUUAAAAAAACGAUUAGAUCAAUGGACAAAUGAUGUUAAACAAAUGUCAACAUUGGUUGAACAACAAGCCGGUGAUAUACUUUCUUAA